GAGAGAGAGAGAGAGAUUCCUCAUCCAUAAUGACCGGAUAUAAAUCCUGACUCACUCCACCGACUGCCUCUGAUUUACAACCCGAGUGAACAGCGACCGUGCCAUCAUCCGGUCCAGCAACGUGCACACAAGGAUACAGCCGAUCCGAGAGAGAGACGGAGAGAGAGGAGGAAAAGGGAGAGGGAAAGAGGAAAAAAACACGGGCGUCCUGUAGCGACAGCCCGCAGACCGACACGGAAGGCGUCCGGAGCCACAUCUCGGGAUCAGGUCCUCAGGCUCGCAAGGAACUCGAAGGCGCUUGGCGAAGGGAAGGGAGAGGCAGAAACGAACAGCAUGGUCUGCAAAAUGACGCCAAUAAUGAUAUUAGCAACAGUUCUGGCCACGGCACACGCCCAGAGUUUUCUCACAACCGACCAUACUUAUCGGCAGGUGAUGACAACGUGUUUCGGAGAAGACCUUUUCUACGGACUUAUCAAGACCCUUAACGACGUCUUGGUCACGUGUUCUCAGGAGGAAUUCAGCCCAGAAAAUGCCCCGCCUUUGGACUACCCAGCGCUGUUUGACACCCUCGCCCGCACCGGACUCCGCCCACAGCCUCUCCCGGCGGCUCGACCUCCUCUCUCUCCAGGAGCCUUCUCGCAGUUCGUCCCACCACCUUCCACCUGGCAGCCGUGGCCGUCACUGACAGACUCUCCAACUACACUUGCGCCCUCGAGAAGUUGGAGGUGGCAAUCACAGGCCGACCCUCGUUCCCUCGGCUACUUGAUCACAACGCCCACCGGCCCGCGCCUCUGCCACCCAACCCUGCGCCUUCACCCUCCACCCCUCACGCCCACGCCUCGCUAUCAUGUGACCUUUCGCGCCUCCUCGUCUGCCUUCCGCUUCACGCCCGUUAUCACGUGA
Penaeus vannamei (Pacific white shrimp) is the source of this 903-nucleotide messenger RNA. NCBI's taxonomy places the organism in Eukaryota, Metazoa, Arthropoda, Malacostraca, Decapoda, Penaeidae. The record is from RefSeq and is a predicted model, not a curated record.